AUGUACGACUAUAAAACAGAGAAAGGCAAUAAAAAUUUACCAUAGUCAUGCAAGCCUGAUAUACACCCUUAAUAGACAAGGCAUGAAUUCGGAUCUAUUGUUUUUGAUAGUCGAUUCGAUUCAGGCAAUUUAGAGAAAGUGGAAAGAAACAGCUCACUUAAGAACAAUCAUUUUAAUCUUUGGAUCUGCAAUGACUGCAAAGGCACUCAAAAAGCAACUAAUUAUAGGACUUGGUUCUACUUUUCUGUGACAGGAGUGAACGCAGAGACAACACUUACUUUCACCAUUAUGAAUCUCAACUUUUAAAAUAAAAUGUUUAGAGAAGGAAUGCAACCAACUUUUAAAAGUUCUUUAUCAAAUGCAUGGUAGAGAGUUAAAUCGAACAUUGCUAGCACUAUGGAAAAUAAUGAUAAUGGAUUAGAAAUUACUUGGACUCAUAAAUUUGAAUCUGCUGAAGAGAAAGUGUGGUUUUCUUUCACAUAUCCUUUCAGCUAUGAAGAUAACGAAAAAUUCUUAAAAGAAUAUGAGUAGGCUUAUGAAAAUGAUAACGAAAUUUAUAUGCAUAGAUGUACAUUAAUUAAAUCAAAGGAGGAUAGAAAAAUUGAGUUACUCACAAUAUCCUCUUAAAGCAAUAAGUUAAACCAGCAAGAGAAGGCCCUACCAAAUUUGUUUACUGAUCCAGAGUCUUCUCGUCCAGCUUUAUUCAAGAAUAAAAAAUAUGUUUUUUUCUCAGCCAGAGUUCAUCCAGGAGAAACUCCAGGUUCUCACGUUUUCAAUGGUAUCAUUAAACUCCUUUUAAACAAAGAUGAUGCCAGAGCCAAAGUUUUAAGAGAUAAUUUUGUAUUCUACUGUAUUCCUAUGAUCAAUCCAGAUGGAGUUUAUAGAGGACACUACAGAACAGAUACAAACGGACUCAAUUUAAACAGAUUUUACAUAAACCCCUCAUAGACCGAACAUCCAUCGGUUUAUGCGAUAAAAGAAUUAAUUUUACAUUUAAAUGAGACUAAGAGACUUCAUUGUUAUAUUGAUUUGCAUGCACAUGCUACUAAAAAGGGUGCUUUCAUUUAUGGAAACUGCCUUGAUCUCAAAGAUCAACUUGAUACUUGUUUAUUCCCAAGACUUCUUUCAUUAAAUUCUCCUUAUUUUGAAUAUGAUUCAUGCAAUUUCACUGAGAAAAAUAUGUAUUGCAAGGACAAGGGAGAUGGACUCUCGAAAGAAGGUGCUGGAAGAGUGGCUUUGUAUAAAGCUACUAAAUUGAAUUUAUGCUACACUCUUGAGUGUAACUAUAAUACAGGGACAUAUACUAAUAAAUUGUUUGAUUACAAUAACACUUAAAGUGAAAACGACAAAAAGGAUCCAGAUUAGUACGAUUAAGAUAUUAUUGUAAACGGAAUCGAUCUCCAACCUUUAAAAAAUACUACAUUUUACACAAUUGAAAUAUUUGAAUAAGUUGGAGAGGGAAUAUGUGAUGCUCUUCUUGAUUACUCCUCUAUUCAUCCUAACUCCAGAAUUCCAAACACUCCAUACAAAUCUUUAGCAAAUAUUAAGAUGAGAAUGGCUUACAAUUUAAUGAGAAUCACUCCAUUUAGAUUUUGCUAAUACUUACGUAAAGUUUUAAGAUAUAUUUCGAUAAAUGAGAAUUUAGAGAGAGUUUUAAAAUGUCUUUGGAUUUAUUUGCACACUGGCAUAAAAAAUGAUAUCGCUGAUAAUACAAAGCCUUUAGUGCAGAAAGCACCUAACGAGAAUUCUAAUAAGCUAAAUCCUUUAAAGAGAUAGGCAACUAUGUAAAAAAAAUAAAUUACAUCAGAUAAAAACUAAACACCUAACCCAUCUUUGCUGUCUAAGAAGUAGAUUAAUGCGAGCUAGGAAAGGAAAAUAGUUUAAUUGCCUACUUCUUAACUUAUUGGACCAACUAGCCCAGAAAAUGAAAUAAAAAUAAUUUCAGAAAUGCUAAUAAAUGUGAAUAAUUAUAAUAAAAAACGACCAUUAAGUUAGAGAUAAGAAAGACAAGUCAGUAUUUUCUAAGAUAUCAACAUACUUGAAGGUAAAAGGUAUUACAAUAUAGAAACAGAUCAAACAAAUCAAAAUAAUAAUGAUGCUGAAGAUGACUAAAGCGAAGGUGGACAAGAAGAAAAAGAAGAAAUAAAAAAUUUCAAUGAUUAACAAAUUCAAAGCUAUUAAUUCAAAAAUUAUAAUCUUGUAGGAUAAAAUAACUAAUCGCAAUAAGCUUAUUUUUCUGAAAAUAAUAUUACUCAAGAGUAUACUCCUUAGUCUGUAAAUAUAAACAGAGAGAAAAUUAAGAAAAUAGUUUCAAAUACUCCUUAUAUGCAAAAACUCGACGAGAGUUUUUCCCAGAGUAUGAAUUGUAAUUUAAUUUCAGAUAAAAUUGAUGAUUUAGUCAAUCAGCAAGGAAAAUUUGCAAGAUAAACUGAAUAUUAAAUGCCUUAAUUGAGUAUUUAAGAACAGUACAAAAUGACAUAAGCACUCCCAAAAAGACCCACUUCUAAAAGAUUGAAUCACUCUUACAUAAGAAAAAACACAAUUUAAUAAAUUUAACCAGUUUUAAUGCAGCAAUAAAAUACCAAUAAGCCAUUAAAUGACCUCAGUAAUUAAUAUGAUUAAAAUUAUUCCUUAAACAACUAAAAUUAAACAAUCAGCUCUAAUUAAAACAUCUUUAGUCCUUAAUCAUAGCCUUCCAAUCUUACAUAAAACCAAGAAAACAAAGAUUCUCUCAAAUUUAAUAUGAUAAAAGUGUCUGACAGCAAGCCAUACAUUUCAGAAUUUGAUGAUCGUUUUGCUAAAAUAUAAAAUUAUGCUUCUCAAAAAGUUGAAGAAAUUGCUACAAAGCCUAAAAAAAUAUAAGUCCAACAAUAAUAGCAGCAACAAAGUAUUGUAAAGUAAACUAGAAUUAUAAUAGAUACACUGUCAAAGAAUAAAUAAAGAAGCGAAAGCUAAAAGCCUUACACAGUUGCAAAAUAAAAUAUGCAAAUAAAUAAUAGAUCAAAGAGUCGUAACACACAAAAAAUACUUCCAAAAAAGAAAGUAAGCUGA
Molecule: messenger RNA, 3051 nt
Organism: Tetrahymena thermophila SB210
Lineage: Eukaryota; Ciliophora; Oligohymenophorea; Hymenostomatida; Tetrahymenidae
Product: zinc carboxypeptidase family protein
Exons: 10
Biological process (GO): proteolysis; protein deglutamylation
Molecular function (GO): metallocarboxypeptidase activity; zinc ion binding
Source: RefSeq, a predicted model, not a curated record